This is a messenger RNA of Calliphora vicina (urban bluebottle blowfly), 1658 nucleotides long. RefSeq names its product head involution defective (gene hid). Bases 67 to 999 code for a protein of 310 amino acids. NCBI's taxonomy places the organism in Eukaryota, Metazoa, Arthropoda, Insecta, Diptera, Calliphoridae. The transcript has 4 exons. The record is from RefSeq and is a predicted model, not a curated record.
UUUUGAACAAUUCUAACAGCAACAUUUUCAUCAUUAUUCUUAUAAUUUUACAAUUUUGUCAUAACAAUGGCUGUGCCCUUUUAUUUGCCAGAGGGUGGUGCCGAUGAUACCGUAUCAUCCGGCGGCACCACUUCAUCCGAUGGCGCUAGCAGUGCAGCUAGCUCUUUGCAAUCCUCCCCCAAUACCACCUCAUCGGCCACACAAACACCCAUGCAGAGUCCUUUGCUGCCGGGUGAUUUAUUUAUGGCCAUAUACGAGGUCUUGUAUCGUUGUUCAGUCAAUUCAGGUGCACCCGUUUUCCAAUACCCAACGCCACCCAGCCCCUCGUGUUCAGUACAUAGUCCCUCCUAUACAGGAGGAGAAGUAUUCUUUCCACGUAGUCGCAGUACACCCAGAAUACCACGCACAAGUGUCAGUUUUGCUGCCGGCGAUGAAGUGAAUUUCUUCCAUCAAACAGCGCCUGCCUCAACAAGUGGCAAUGCACAAACUCAAACUACACAAGCACCUCAGUCAGCUCCACCAGUACCAAACAGUCAUCAUCAUCACAGCCAGCAUCAACUCUAUGGCCAUCAUGGUCAUUUUGCCUACCAUCACAGCGGACCAGGCGGUAGUUACUAUCAGUAUACACCGCCACCCACACCCAACACUGCCACGGCUACCACCUCAACGGGUACUUCAACAAGUGGUAUGUCGCACCGAAGUUUGCAUCGUUCAUUCUCCGAUUCGGCCAGAAGAUCACGUUUAACCUCAACGGGUGAAGAUGAGCGAGAAUAUCAAAGUGAACAUGAGACCAGCUGGGAUGAGCACGAUGAUCGCUAUGAUAAUUUUACAGCAGGCCGUGAAAGGCUGCAGGAAUUCAAUGGACGAAUUCCACCGCGUAAAAAGAAAAAGGAUGUGCCAAAAACCAAACCAGAAAAGAAGGAACAAAGCUUUACUUGGCCUGCUGUCGUCACAGUCUUCGUUUUUGCCAUGGGCUGUGGCUUUCUAGUAGCCCGAUGAGCCUGCACAAUAUUUUGAAAAAAAUGAAUAUGGAAUUAUUAUUAUUUUUUUUAACGAAAAAAAACUUAUUUACAAUACAAAACCGAAACAACGAAUUUAUUUUCACAAAAAUAACUAGUUCAUUGUUUGAGUCAAACAAAGCCACAUAAAGGAUCACAAAGGAAAAAGUCGGCGGGCGCAUUUACAACCAACUCAGAGGUAAAACAUAAAACAAACGGGAUUUACAACAUUACAAUAAAUGGGGUAAGCAACAAUAACAGCAACAACAACAAAAAAACAAGAAGUUUUUCUAUAGUCAAAUUAGUAUUUACUUAAACAAAUAAAUAAAGAAUAGAAAAACUUCUUUAAAAAGAAAGAAAAGAAGUUACAAAUAUUUUUGAAAAAAUACAAAAGAAAACAAACACACACAAUUUAGACUGGCAGCAAACCACAAAAAUAUUAUAAUAUAAACAAAAUAAUUUUUUAAAUAAUAUUAAAUAUAUGUACUCGUAUAUAUGCAUAUUUAUAUGUAUAAUUAUAAAUAUACAAAUUACAAAAUGAUACUGAUUUUUGGUCUAAACACAACUUUUUUGAUAAAAUUUUUAAACAAAAAGAAAAAAUGAAAAACUAUUUUAAGAGAAUUUAAAAAAAUAAAACAUAUUUUUGGUAUAAAUAUACAA